UCAGCGGCCGCAUCUUGCGCGCGCCCCACCGACCAAAAUGGCGGCUGCCGUUGGUGCCGGGUGCGGUUUGUAGUGCUGUUGCCCUACUCAUCCCUUUGCAAAAUGUGAAAGAAGAAGCGGCUGGUGGAGGCGGGCCAUAGGCAAUGAGUCGGCGAAGGAAACAUGAUGACAGCCCUAGCCCGAAGAAAACGCCGCACAAAACAGCGGCGGCGGAGGAAUGCGGCUCGGUGGUCGAGCCAGGGAGGAGGCGGCUGAGAUCGGCCCGCGGUUCGUGGCCCUGCGGGGCUAGAGAGGGGCCUCCCGGGCCAGUGCGGCAGCGAGAGCAGCCUCCGACCGCCGCCUUGUGCAGUAAAAGUAACCCCGAGGAAAGGUAUGAAACACCAAAGAGAGCGCUGAAAAUGGACUCACUGUCAUCUUCCUUCAGUUCUCCUAAUGAUCCAGAUGGACAGAAUGAUAUCUUUUGGGAUCAGAAUUCUCCAUUGACAAAGCAGUUAGGUAAAGGAAGAAAAAAACAGAUUUACACCACAGAUAGUGAUGAGAUUUCACAUAUUGUUAAUCGUAUUGCUCCUCAGGCAUGGUGACUCAUUCCUGUAAUCUCAGCAUUUUGGGAGGAAGGCUGAGGCAGGAAGAUUGCUUGAGGCCAGGAGUUUAAGACCCCGUCUCUUAAAAAAAAAUUUUUUUUUGAGUGUUUCGUUUCUUUUUUUCAUUUCUGUUCUUGUAUUGUUUGAGUGAAAUAGAAAUAUGUUCAAGUCAAUCAUUUGACACAAAGCAAUCCAGUAACUCUAAUAUUAUAAUUACUAAGAAGCAAAGGCUCAAUACGUGAAACUGUUCUGAACUUCUUUACUUUUUGUUCUCUUUUUCUUAUUUAACAUUUAAAUCCAGAGAACAUUUUUGCUUAGUGUCUUCUCUGAAGGAAGUAUGCCAUUUUUCCUUAACCUGCGCUUGAAUAGUUACUAUAUGUUGACCAUAAACAAUAGAUGGCACUGGCCCAAAACAUGGUUUGAAGAAUUACUGUCACCCAGGUGGAAGAGACAGAAAAUGAAGUUUUUCUUAGCAGCUAUAAAAUAUCCAAAAUUACACCUAGCACAGUCAAAACAACUCUGUUGCUACUAGCUCUACAUUCCAUUUUUAGCAUGUCAUAGAAAUUCAUUUUACUUACAGUUCAUUAGUUAAAUAGCAUUUAUGCCAUAAUAGUACUUACUCUAUAAGUUAACAAUAGAUCUUCAUUAAUUGUGGGUUUCACAUGAAAGAAGCAUAAUAAAAUGUGUUUGGGCGGGCCAGUCUAAAUAGUGAUAAAAAGAUAGUUGUGAAUAAAUUAUUGGACUCUUUACCUAAGUGGGCUGGAAAUAAUAGCUCAUAUAAAGAAAUGACAACAGUACACAAGUGGUAACUUGUAUAAGAGAAAAAAAUAUAGUGAAAUUAGUAGCUUUAAAAUGUUACCCUCUUAAACUGAGUACUUUUAAAGCAUAUAAAUCUUUAGCAGUUUCAAGGUCUGUUUGAAAGCUUGUCAUGUUCUCAGAAUGACAAAUACUUAUAUUGUUUAUUUUUAGGUGAGUCAUUCUCAAAUCAUUUAGUUUUAACAUUUUCAGAGAUAGCAUUUUUUUAAAUAUGCGCUUUUAUUUUGGUUGGACAGUCAGUUCACUUUUUGCAGGGAUACUUUUAUACAAUGUUGUUUAUUUGAAGAUGGUAUAUAUCUUCAUUUAUACAGCUUUGCACAGUAUACUUUUUAUAAUGAAAUGAAGUAAUGCAUUUAGAUACCUUAUACAGCACCUGGAUUAUGGUUGAAAAUCAAUAAAUUAUGUAAUUAUUCAUGAAGAAAUAUGUAAUAUAACAUGUAUAAAUAGUAUACAAACAUACAUAGGACCCAUGUAUAUGUAAAGUUGGGUACAUAAAGUCAUAAUUUAGUUCUCUGAAAAUUGAAUGAAUUUAAAAUUACUUUUGUAAAUGGCAGAGUUCAUAAUUAAGACUAUGAUUCUUUAAAUUCUUUAAAUUCAAGAUUGUUGAAAUAAAAGGGAAAAUAUAUUGACUCUGAAAGUGAAAUUACUGAUUUUCUUGAGUAUUUGCAAAGCUAAAGGCAACUAGGUUCAAGUUGACAUUAAGAAGACUUUUUUGAUUCAUUGAGGAUUUGAAGUACCAAGUUGUAGGGAUCUUUUCACCUAAAUCUUCUAGUAAAUAAAUGUAUACUGACACUGGUAUGCCCAAUAUUGUGCUGGAUGCUGAGUUAUUCUAAGAAGAGUCCUUGCCUUUGAGUAGCCUAUAAUCUAGUAGUAAAAUUAUUUUUUAACUUGUGUGAUAUUUAUGUUCAUUCUAGGUACUAUAAAAUAGAGUGAAAAUGGUUACUUGAUUUGAUUUGUUGGUUUGGUUUGCAAUUAAUGCCUAAAGCUCAUUCUGUAAUUUUUUUGUGUGAUCAAGUGACUGAAAGGUACAGCAAAAGUAUCCAGGUCUAAAAUGCCUUUUUUCUGUAUAUUAUCUGGGCUAAACUUUUCUGCUUUCUCUAUUUUUUUAUUCUUAUUCCUGUCUCAUUCUUAGCAUCAGUUCUAACCUUGCUCUUAUCUCUUAAUUCAUUCCUGAUCUUAAUUCUGAGUGUUCUUAAUUUAGGUCAACAUGGAUUGUCCAACUUUAGAUAAAGAUUAUAAUAAGGAUAAAGAAAAUUUGGAGAAACAGAUGAUACAGAAAGAAUUCCAUAUGUAUCUCCUCUCAAUUCUGAUGAUUUCUGCCACACAGUUUCUGACACUAAUGUUUUUAUAAAUAUCUUAGGACAAUUAAAAUGUCAAUUUUCUUUUGAUAAAAACAUGCUUCUGUUAUUAAAUGUACAUUUGAUAAAUUUAAUUCUUAAAACAAUAUUUUUUUAAAAUAAGCAAUUUGUAAUUCUGAAUGUUUUCAUUCUCUGAAACAUAAGUGGAUCAAUUAUUGUAGCUUAUUAUUGCUAUCUCCCAACUUAUUGUUUUUGAGUUUGGUAAGUGUUACCUCACCAGAAUUUAGGAAAUUAAUUCAAAAUCGUUAGUUUUUAUUUUCUUUUUUCUUUCUUUUGUUUUUUUGGAAGAGGGGGGAUGCUACGCUGGUACUUUAUACCUCUUUUUUUCCCUAUCUGCCAAAGGAUGAAAAACCAACAACAAAUUCUAUGCUGGACAUGUGGAUUGGUGAAACUGCUAUUCCAUGUACUCCCAGUGUAGCAAAAGGAAAAUCAAGAGCAAAAAUCAGCUGCACAAAGUUAAAAACACAAAGUCAAGAAGAAGAACUUAUGAAACUGGCUAAACAAUUUGAUAAAAAUAUGGAAGAGCUAGAUGUGAUUCAAGAGCAAAACAAGAGGAAUUAUGAUUUUACCCAGACGAUUUCAGAAACAGAGAUUUUAAGUAAUUAUAAAGAUAAUAUACAGAUGUGGUCAUCACAUAAUAUAGUUCCCGAAAUAGAUAAUGCUACAAAAAAGCCAAUCAAAGGAAACACCAAGAUGUCUGUGGCAAAUGAUCAAAAUAGCAGUCAGAAGCCAUUUGACCAAAUUGCUGAAGCAGCCUUUAAUGCUAUUUUUGAUGGUUCUACUCAGAAAUGUAGCGGACAGUUAAGCCAAGAACUGCCAGAGGCUUUUUGGAGCAGCAGUAAUACUACCUUUGUAAAGACAAAUGCUUUGAAAGAGGAGAAAAUCAUUACUAAUGAAACUCUGGUCAUUGAAAAACUGUCCAAUAAAACCCCACGAUCACUUUCUUCUCAAGUAGAUACACCCAUAAUGACAAAAUCAUGUGUGACUUCCUGUACUAAGGAGCCAGAAACUUCUAAUAAGUACAUUGAUGCAUUUACUACAAGUGAUUUUGAGGAUGAUUGGGAAAACUUACUAGAUAAUGAACCUUUUGCUGUGCAAAAUAUCGACAUGCCUGAACUCUUUCCUUCUAAAACAGCCCAUGUUACUGAUCAAAAGGAAAUCUGUACCUUUAAUAGUAAAACUGUUAAAAAUACGUCAAGAGCAAAUACAAGUCCAGAUGCCAGGUUAGGAGAUUCAAAAGUAUUACAAGAUCUUUCUUCAAAGACAUAUGACAGAGAAUUAAUAGAUGCAGAAUAUAGAUUUUCACCAAAUUCAAAUAAAUCAAACAAAUUAUCCACUGGAAAUAAAAUGAAAUUUGAGAACUCUUCCAAUAAAAUUGUUAUUCAAGAUGAAAUUCAAGAUUGUAUAGUUACAUCUAAUCUGACAAAAAUAAAGGAAGAUAUUCUUACUAAAUCUACUGUACAUGCUUCUGAAAGGAAGUCAGCUUUGAACACAAGAUAUUCUAAUGAACAGAAAAAUAAGUGCAUUUUAAAUCAGUCUAUUAAAGCUCCUGUUAAUACUGAUCUUUUUGGCUCUGCAAAUCUAGGCAGUGAAACCAGUGUUAGUAACCCAAAUCAGACUAGUGCAUCAAAAGUAGGUUCUUUCUUUGAUGAUUGGAAUGAUCCCUCAUUUGCCAAUGAAAUUAUUAAAGCAUGUCAUCAAUUAGAUAAUACCUGGGAAGCAGGUGAUGUAGAUGAUGAUUUGUUGUACCAAGCAUGUGAUGAUAUUGAAAGACUAACUCAGCAACAAGACAUUAGAAAGGACAGUAAGACAUCAGAAAGUAUAUGUGAGAUCAAUAAUAAUUCCGAACAUGGAGCCAAAAACAUGUUUGCUAUAUCUAAACAAGGAAGUAAUUUGGUACAAUCAAAGCAUUUGAAUCCAGGCAGCAUUUCAGUGCAGACAUCUUUGACAAAUAGCUCACAAAUAGAUAAGCCAAUGAAGAUGGAGAAAGGGGAAAUGUAUGGAAAUUCUCCAAGAUUUUUAGGUGCCACAAAUUUGACUAUGUAUUCUAAGAUCUCAAACUGUCAGAUAAAUAAUCUGCAUGUGUCUUAUACUAACACUGAUGUUCCAAUACAAGUGAAUAGUUCCAAAUUGGUUCUUUCAGGAAGUUCAAGUUUGAAUGUAACUUCAGAUCAUAUGAAUACAGAAAUUACUACUUAUAAGAAGAAAUUGAGUACUAAGCAGCUAUGCCAUAAGACUAUAACAGAUGAAGCUCACAGCAACCUUAACACAACAGUUGGAUUUUCAAAGUUUACAUUUACAAGGAUGAAAGAUUCUCAGAUUCUUUCUCAGUUUAAUCAAAAUUGUAUAACUGGAAGUAUGUCUGAUACCAAAAUUACACAGUGUGUGGAGAAAAAGAAAAGUGUCAACCCAUUACUGGAGGAAGCUGUUGGACAGCAAUCUUUGGUGAAACUUUCUGAAUCUUUCAAACAAUCUUCAAAAGAGGAAGAAGAGAAAAAUAGAAAGUGUUCUCCUGAAGAAAUUCAGAGAAAAAGACAAGAAGCACUGGUUCGGAGAAUGGCUAAAGCACGAGCCUCAUCUGUAAAUGCAGCUCCCACUUCAUUUCUUUAAUGAAAUAUUAGUUGGAAGACUUCACAAAGACUGCUGAUAACUAUCUGUGAUAGGAAAUUUUUUUUUCUUGAUUUCUCUGUGAGAAAUGUAAUGCUGACUUUUAUAAAGCCUGGACUUCUACUUUAUUUAAUAAAUCAAUGUUUGUUUGCAAUGGUAAAUGAAACAUUUCCUUGGACAUGUAUUUGAAAGUCAUUAUAUACAAGUUUUGGAAAUUCAGGAAAGUUAGCAAUUAUGUACGGAUAUUAUACAGAGGAAAGUAGUUAUAUUUUUAAAUGCUAUUAUUGCAGAGGAUCAUCAAAAAAGAGGUAAUCUACGUUAUUUCCUAUUCUAAUGUCUUUUCCUAAUACAAAACUUCAACUUUCUAAGUUAGUAGAGACUGUUUUUGUAGUUUUACUUUCAUUAACUGUUGCUUAAGGUUUUUAUACACUUCCAGAUUUUAAUUAAUACUUUCAUAUUUCUAGGAACAUGGUUGAUAUGAAAUAAAGGACUUUAUUUGUAAGGAAA
This is a messenger RNA of Pan troglodytes (chimpanzee), 5869 nucleotides long. It is a transcript of the gene ETAA1, whose product is annotated as ETAA1 activator of ATR kinase. Lineage: Eukaryota; Metazoa; Chordata; Mammalia; Primates; Hominidae. Gene Ontology annotation, cellular component: nuclear replication fork. The coding region runs from base 3122 to 5365 and encodes 747 amino acids. Gene Ontology annotation, molecular function: protein serine/threonine kinase activator activity. The record is from RefSeq and is a predicted model, not a curated record. Gene Ontology annotation, biological process: positive regulation of protein serine/threonine kinase activity; replication fork processing; regulation of DNA damage checkpoint. The transcript is spliced from 6 exons.